Messenger RNA from Balearica regulorum gibbericeps (East African grey crowned-crane), 758 nucleotides. The record is from RefSeq and is a predicted model, not a curated record. NCBI's taxonomy places the organism in Eukaryota, Metazoa, Chordata, Aves, Gruiformes, Gruidae.
AUCAGCAGCGUGAAUUCCAAGAAGCAGUAGGUGUUUCUUGGCAUUUCAACUGGGAUUUUGGAAAGGGAAGCCGGGUAUUUAAUGGGAAAAAAAUUGCGAUGGAAGGAAGGGAUGCGGAGGCUGCACACUGCCCUGGGUUUGCAGGCGUGUGGAAGUUGUGGAAAUAGCGUAAGAACCAAGUGAGCAGCUGCACCUUUCCCAAAGCAACCACCUGCGUUCCUCCUCUCCUCUGGAAUGGACAAUGGGAUGGUCUCUGGCUUUAUCAUGAUCAAAAACUUCUUCCUCUUCUGCAUUUCCAUGAGUUUAGCCAGCCACUUCGGCUUCUCGCAAACGCCAACAGCAUCGGGAAAAGAGGACACCAAUGACAACAUCACUAUAUUCACCAGGAUCUUGGACGGUCUGCUGGACGGCUACGACAACCGACUGCGCCCGGGACUGGGAGAGAGAAUAACUCAGGUGAAAACAGACAUCUAUGUUACCAGUUUUGGUCCCGUGUCAGACACAGAAAUGGAAUACACCAUUGACGUUUUUUUCCGACAAAGCUGGAAAGACGAAAGGCUGCGAUUCAAAGGGCCUAUGCAACGCCUCCCUCUGAACAACCUGCUCGCCAGCAAGAUUUGGACCCCGGACACUUUUUUCCACAAUGGCAAGAAAUCUAUUGCUCACAACAUGACAACCCCAAACAAACUUCUGCGCCUGGAGGAUGACGGCACCCUGCUGUAUACCAUGAGGUAAUAACCGGGAUGGAUUUCUUCUGA